Messenger RNA from Lindgomyces ingoldianus, 1017 nucleotides. RefSeq lists its product as uncharacterized. The transcript is spliced from 9 exons. Bases 1 to 1017 code for a protein of 338 amino acids. The record is from RefSeq and is a predicted model, not a curated record. NCBI's taxonomy places the organism in Eukaryota, Fungi, Ascomycota, Dothideomycetes, Pleosporales, Lindgomycetaceae.
AUGCGGUUAGCGCGGCCAUGUCCCCACCUCCACGCGCACUCGCCGAACAUUCUUUCCAUCGGCGCUGUCACGCUGCGUGUUUCUCCGCAUGGGAUCUCUUUGGGUGCGGAGUUGUUGGAAACCGUACUGGCUGUGGUGAGUCGACCUACUCCGUACACAGCAAGUCCAUGCGGUGGAAGUUGUUCAGUAAUUCAAGUGCGGACUCCUGCAUACGACCGAAACAUUGCACCCUUCUCUAUCUGUGCUUGCAUUGUCCAGCCUGUGGCAAUUGUCCUUGUCUAUCUCAAUGGAUACUUACACAUCGCAGACUUCAGGUACACCAAUCUUGGAUCCAUUUCAAUAGCGAAGGUGAAAUUUCAAUAUCUUGUCACCCUCGGGUUCAGUUACGUAGAGGAGUGCUCGAUGGCUACUACCACGGGAGGGGCUGACUUGAUCGCAAAUUUGAGAGGUCUCUGGGCACUUGCAAUAAUAUGUCUUCCAAGGCCCAGAGAGAAGGUCACGAUUAGCUACGGGGAUGAUACCCACUCCUGCGUUCAUAACGCAGUAAUUAUACCAAUGACCAUGAACCCCGCAGCAUUCCAUUUCCGUUUGCAUCUCCCUCUUGUACCUCCUGCUCUCGCAAUUCAAGGGGCAGUGUUCUCACUAGGGGUUACUGGGCUUCUUGUACCCGCAUUCGUGUACGCUUCUAAAGCAUCCCACACUCGCGGCAACGAUGAUGCCAAUGGAUUUCCUAAUACAUUGCCUUCAAUGAAACGGUUUCGGCCUCUGUCUCAUAUCCUAUCCUAUGAUAACUCAUGUCUCUACGUCUUGAAUCCAUAUUGGGACACAAAUCCUUUCUUCUUUGAACUCUACCACCUGGCAUCUGAAAGCGAGAUCCCAAUUAUAGCGUAUGCCUGCUGGAGCGACGAUGGAACGCCUUACGGAUUCCUCGAGACGAAGUUGCAUUACAUACCCAAAAUCAUUCUGAAUCUGAUGAAAGCAGCUGGGAAGCAGAGCCAAAAUGGAAAUGAGGCUUGA